This is a messenger RNA of Setaria italica (foxtail millet), 1182 nucleotides long. Its product is annotated as L10-interacting MYB domain-containing protein-like. Bases 1 to 1182 code for a protein of 393 amino acids. Lineage: Eukaryota; Viridiplantae; Streptophyta; Magnoliopsida; Poales; Poaceae. The record is from RefSeq and is a predicted model, not a curated record. The transcript has 3 exons.
AUGGCCGAUGAUGAGACUGACUUGGAUGAGUUCGUGCCUGUCGGCCAGGCCGGGUUCGGUCGUGCCUUGGGCGCGGCCGGCCGUAGUUUGGCGGUGGGCGGGCGUGGCGCCCGUGCCCACACUGGUAGGAAGCAGCCCCUGGCCGACGAUGAGGCUGACUUGGAUGAGGUUGUUCUUGGUGCCGAAGAUGCAAGUGUCGGCCAUGGCCGUGGGAAGAAGCGGCCAGGAAGAGGUCGGGGCCAAGGACAGAGCAAGAAGCCCUCUAGGGCAGCGAAGAAGAAUGACGAAGAGGAGGGAGAUAUGAUGGACUGGACCGACGCAUACACAUCGAUUGUUUGUAACUUGUUUGCAGAACAAGUUAAGAAAGGCAAUAGACCAAAUACACAUUUGAACUCUGUAGGCUAUACAGAAGUGUCAAAUAGGUUUUAUCAGAUGACAGGAAUUUAUCUUAGCAAGAUGCAAUUGAAAAACAAGUGGGACAAGUUGAAGAUAAAAUUAUCAGCAUGGAAUAGAUUAAUGAAGAGGCAAACAGGAACAGGUUGGGAUAGAACAAAGGGUGUGAUUGACAUGGACGAUGAGUGGUGGAGGAAGGCAAGAAAGGAUAUCCCAGGAUGCGGCGGGUUCAGGACAAAACCUCUGCAAAAUGUGGAUGAUUUGACCGUUAUGUUUGGUGACAUCAUUAAUGAUGAAACAGAUCAUUGGAACCCUAUGAGCUCGAACCCUAUCAUACCCCAAAAUGAUGACACUCCUAUUGAAGUAGAUCUUGAUGUUGGUGAGAACCUUGAUGGUGGUGGGGAUGACAUUGAGGAUAAUGGAGGUGUUGCUGUGAAUGACAUUGAGGAGGUAUCUCCAUCCAUUGGCAAUGCAAAAAGAAGAUCGAGGGUUCUCAUAGAGAAAGGAAAGAAAGCAAAAACAGGAACCGCACUUGUGAUUCAAGAAAAAAUUAGUGAGAUAGCUGAACAAGCCAAGGCUUUCACAUCAAGAAAGGUUGGCGAAGUUACUGUUGAACAAGUAAUGGAUCUUGUUUUGGAUUGUGGAGCGGGGUAUGGUACCGAUGAGCAUUUUAUUGCUACUGAGUUGUUUGUGAAGAAAGAUCAAAGGGACAUGUUCAUGACACUUCCAACUAAGGACAUUAGAUUCGGUUGGCUUACGAGGAAGUUCAACGUCAAAUACGGGAACUGA